GUAACAGUCAUCUAUUAAAGGAAGCUUGGAGAUCACAGCAGACAGUGUUUUUUGGGCAACAACACACAAAGAAGUGAAAUGAAGCCUAUCUGCUAUAGAGGAAAAAAAAUAGGUUGGAUAUGAUCCAGGAUCUUUCUCUCUGUCAGGAGAAACCGAAGCAUGAGUCAGUCUCAAGAGUCACGACACAGGACACGCUGACUUGCACCAGAAACUGAAAGAGUUAAAAAGUGGGAGGAUGCAAAAUCGCUUCAAGUCUUUGGUGUUUGUGCAACAGAGGAUCUGUCCGAGGGAUUUCACCUGCAGGAUGCCACACACGAGCGGACUAACUCAGAUAGAGUUCAGUGCUUUUUAGGAUCUGCCUGCAUCCUCCUGUCCUGGAACAUCGUGAUCUGAUUCCUUUUUACUGCAGUGCUGCUGCUGCUGCAGUCAGCUUGUUGAGUGCAUCUGGGCUGAGGAGCGAAGACUGAGUUGGGAACUCCUCCAAAACGUAGGACGUAGGACACAGAAGUCAGCCUUCAGGGGUCACACUGGUUCUCAGUGUGAUCCUGGGAGUGAGUGGUGCGCUGCAGCUGUAAAAUGAGUCUGAAAAGCGGCCACACUCUGACCGUCAGUGGACAGGACUUGGUCAAGAAUGGCAGCGGGGGCAGCCAAACGGCCUGGGAAGAUGCUGGGACAGUUUUAAAGCCCUCCACUCCCAACAGGAAACCAAAAUCACCCAAGCCGGAGAACGCCAUCACCAUCGCCGUGUCCUCCCGCGUUCUCUUCACCAUGGAGAAGGAGCAGCAGAUUUUCGAGCAGCAGGGCAUGGAGGAGUACAUCAGGUAUCAGGUGGCCCACGAAACGGAGCCGUUCAGCCCCGGACCGGCCUUCUCUUUUGUCAAGGCUCUGGAAGCUGUCAACACACAACUGAGGGAGCUCUAUCCCGAGAGCGAGGAGCUCUUUGAUGUCGUUCUCAUCACCAACAACCAUGCCUACGUUGGCCUCAGACUCAUCAAUACCAUCAACCAUCACCAACUGUUCAUCGAGCGCUUCUGCAUGACUGGAGGAAACAGUCCCAUAGGAUACCUGAAGGCGUACCACACCAACCUGUACCUGUCUGCUGACCCGGUCAAGGUCCGCGAGGCUCUGGAGGAAGGCAUAGCCGCGGCCACCAUGUUCACCCCGGACAGGAUGACCGAGGUGUCAGAGACCCAGCUGCGCGUGGCCUUCGACGGCGACGCCGUCCUCUUCUCGGACGAGUCCGAGCAGAUUUACAAGGCGCACGGCCUGGACAAGUUCUUUGAGCACGAGAAAGCGCAUGAGAACAAGCCUCUGGACCAUGGACCACUGAAGGGCUUCCUGGAGGUUUUAGGAAAGCUGCAGAAGAAGUUUUAUGCCAAAGGCCAGCGCAUGGCCUGCCCCGUCAGGACCUACCUGGUGACAGCUCGCAGUGCCGCCAGCUCGGGAGCCCGCGCCCUGAAAACCCUGCGCUCCUGGGGUCUGGAGAUAGACGAGGCUCUUUUUCUGGCGGGGGCGCCCAAGGGCCCGAUGCUGGAGAAGAUCCGGCCGCACAUUUUCUUUGACGACCAGAUGUUUCACGUGGAAGGCGCCGCAGAAAUGGGGACGGUGGCGUGCCACGUGCCCUAUGGGGUUUCCCAGAGAGUUGCAAGGAAGGGAGCAAAAGAUAAGGAAUCCUUUUCAGCCGUCAAGUAGCCGAGACAUCUGUGUGCAGAGAAACAGGAGGCUGACAGGACAGUAAUACCGGUGUAUCACGUGAUAUCAUAACUGUGUGAGAACAAAAGGGUUGAAAAUGCUCAGAAACCCACCUCAAGCCAUGAUAGAUAUUUCAACAUUGCAUUAACCAAAAAUGUUUAUUUUCCCAGGACCUGUUUUUUUAAAAUACCUGUUCUACCUUCUCUAAAUCAAAGACAUUUUUGGACACAUUUAAUUGAAUCAGUACAAAAGGAGCACUGCAAGCCAUCCUAUAGAACCACGUGUCUUUUUCUUAUGAUCUACUAAUGUUUGAUCAUGAGCGUUGUGGUGAUUUCUGUGUGGACGCCAUUUGGCAGACAUCUCCAGUCCUUUGGAAACAGGAGCCCCAUUAAAAACACAGGACUUUGUAUCAGAGGUGUAAAAGUCCACCGAUGAUAAGUAUCUAUUUAGGCACAAUGAGGAUAAAUGUAAAACUACUAUUUUUCUAAAUGCCAAUUUUAUUCAGAUUUAUGGGCUCGUGCAAUUCUACUGAAUGAGUGAAACUGGUGCCUUCCCCCCCACAGUUCUUCUCUUCUCGUUGGUUCUUUAUCGCUUGUUGCAUGUUGUUGUCAGGGUGCAUUGUGCAAGUCACUGGUUGAUAAAAGUAUGUGAAUGUAACUUGAAAUAUCAAAUAAGAUGUAAUGAAAAUGUACCUUACGUUUCCUAAAGUUCGAGCAUAUUCUGCGAAUUCUGGUAUUCAUGAUGCAAUUUUAAAUAUAUCUGCUGCUCGGCCGUAAAUGGUUGAGUGCCCUCUUUCCCACCUGUGAUUUCCUCUCUGUCUAAUUUUGUCAUGUAGUGUCGUCAGUGUUUCUGCACUUACUCUUCUUUCUUUAUGACUGGUUUUGCUGUCCGAUGUGAAAUCUGUCUGAACACAUUAUUCUGAAUAAAAAACUGAAAAUAUUUAGAUUGUGUUGUUCUUUUUGUGGAGCUGCAUUCAACAAAAAUGUCACUUUUUUAAAUAAAAAAACGAGAAAAGUACAA
Menidia menidia (Atlantic silverside) is the source of this 2712-nucleotide messenger RNA. The record is from the annotation of a GenBank genome assembly. NCBI's taxonomy places the organism in Eukaryota, Metazoa, Chordata, Actinopteri, Atheriniformes, Atherinopsidae.